AUGAACACGGAAGGGCUUUCACCACCGAGAAAACGUGCGCGUCUUCGUGCCGAAGAAACGACGACUUUCCAUCCUUUAUCCCUCUCUAUUUCACCCCCUCUUGCUUCCUCCUCUCUCACGUUUUCUAGUCUACCAUCUCAUGAAGAAGAAGAAGAAGAAGAGGAACAAGUUCGUUCGGAUCUUGCCAUGUCGUCCUUUCUAUUGCUUGCUCGAGGACGUCUUGAUGCAUUGACAGCACCAAUUCCAUCGCCAUUGGCUGGUUCUGCCUCUGUAGACGCUCUUUCAGCUGCUGCAGGGACAUUAGAAGCACUUAGUACGAGUAUUGUACCAUCUGAUGAGCCAAUGCCACUUGCUAUGGCUGUAGCAGCGGAAGAAUCGACAACGGACGACGAGGAGCUCCAACAUCUUUCAAUGGUUAAAACGGAGUCUUCUAGUGCGAUGAUUUGUGCGACCGAUGGCUCCAUUGGUCUUGAAUUAGACUAUGAAGAUGUUGUGACGUUUCUGUUUAAUAUGGCACGAGAACAAAAGACACAGGAACUUUAUAAAGGAAUGAGAACCGUGGGCAAAGCUCGAAAUGCUCAUGAACUAUUGCCACGACUUUUAACAGCUGAAGAUGAGACGGGAUUGACGUUAUUGAUGAUUGCAGUACGUGGGAAUGAUAAUUUGUUUUGUCGGAUGCUGUUGGAUGCUGGAGCUGAUGUGAAUUAUAAGACAGAAAAGCGUACUUAUGCUCUUCUUCUUGCAGCGCAAAAGGGUUGGGUAGAGAUUACAGCGUUUUUGCUCGAGUGUGGCGCCAAUGAAGAAUCAAAGAACAUGGCACUUAUUCCUGCAGCUCAUUUUGGUCAUUUGCCCGUUGUGAAAAUGCUUUUGGAGACGGGAGGUAACCAGAAUUACGCCAAUAAGAAGGGCACGACCCCAUUGAUGCGUGCAGCGCAGGAAGGACGUGCGGAAGUGGUCAAGUUCUUGAUCAAGAAAGGUGCUGACACAUGUGCGGCCAAUAAUGAAGGCAUGACGGCACUCAUGCUAGCAGCACAGCGUGGACACGCGACUAUCGCCACGAUGCUCAUGAACUCGGGCUCGAAUGUGAAUAAGCAGACUCGGCAAGGCAGUACGGCACUACUGCUGGCUGCCAAGCGCGGACACACGGCUGCUGUCGAAGCGCUAAUGACGGCUGGUGCAGAUAUAUUCCUCAAAGACGACCGGGACAAGACAGCAGCCGAGACAGCUCAGCGUCGAGGACACGUGGAUUUGUUUUUGAAGAUUUCGGUGCAGAACCAGCUCCGAUUAAUGCGCGAGGACCUCCGACGGCAGAGGUGCUACACGCUGAUGCGUUUAUCGACGCUGUAUGUCCUAUCACGUGCGCAGCUGACACCGGUGUUCACGAACCAGAAGCGACAGCAGUACAAUGCUCUGAUGGAUCGCACGCUGCGCUUGCCCAAGCCGCUGUUGCAGAACAUUGCUCUCUUCCUGCCAUUGUGCCGGAUGUGGGACCGUCAGCUCCGGUAUCUAAUCUAUGAGGCGGCGCCGCAGCCCAAUCGCGUGGUGCAACAAGGAACUCGCAUCCUGGACGAGGUGCUGCUAAGCGUCAGUCUUGAGAUGCGACCUAGUCUGCAUCGAAUUAAACAGGAAUGUGGCGGGCCGCUGCACGUGACCGGCCAGUUAGGGCUGCUGCGCGAUAGUCCAGAGUACCGUGGAUUGUUUACGACGGAAUCGCGGACACUUAUGCCUCCACGUAUGGUGCAUCAGCUGCGACGUAUGGCCGACAUUCAAGGUGCACUGUCCACAUAUGCUGCCGGUUCGUCAAUCCAGUUUGGCGUAGAAGUUGCGCAGGACGUGGUGGCGUUGCUCACGGAUCUGCUGAACUGGGAAAUUGGUCGAAGGCAAGCCGAGCUGUUGAAUUGA
Molecule: messenger RNA, 1902 nt
Organism: Peronospora farinosa
Lineage: Eukaryota; Oomycota; Peronosporomycetes; Peronosporales; Peronosporaceae
Source: the annotation of a GenBank genome assembly